Molecule: messenger RNA, 1819 nt
Organism: Ficedula albicollis (Collared flycatcher)
Lineage: Eukaryota; Metazoa; Chordata; Aves; Passeriformes; Muscicapidae
Gene: GSDMA
Product: gasdermin A
Exons: 10
Coding region: 404-1747 (447 amino acids)
Biological process (GO): defense response to bacterium; pyroptotic inflammatory response
Molecular function (GO): phosphatidylserine binding; phosphatidylinositol-4-phosphate binding; phosphatidylinositol-4,5-bisphosphate binding
Source: RefSeq, a predicted model, not a curated record
AGAGACUUAAAGCCCAUCCACUCCCACCUGCUGCCAGGGGCAGGGACACCUUCCUCUCCUGUCUGGUCUGGGAGACUUCCAGCAAUGGACUUACAGGUCCUACAUCUGUAGAUGUCCCAGUUACCCACAGCCCCUGUAACAGACUCUGCUCAGUGACUAAAAAGGAAGUGUUAACCAAGCAACAGUAAAUUUGUGGGAGCGGAAGACUGGUAAUGAGGAUGUAAAUAUGCUGAAGUGACCUCACAGCUGGGAACAGCUCCUUAAAGGCUGCUUGCAACAGCCAGAGAUCUUCCAGCAAGGACCAGGUCUAACACUGCCCCUGCCCAGGUGAUGCUUUGGGGAGCCUACUGUCAGCAAGGCACAAAUCUACUUGGCUUUGCUUCAAAACUUCAGCCACAGCAGAAUGUUUAAAAAUGUCACCAAAUUCAUCGUAAAUCAAAUGGAUCCAUGCAAAGAAUUGGUCCCUGUCGAGAGCAUCGCAGACAAUGAGCACUUCAGGCCUCUCUAUCUACUGAAAAGAAAGAGAAAACCAAAAACCAUCUUCCACCCAGCUCCCUACUACCAGCGGACAGGGUUCACACUGCAUGAUGUGCUGCUGCCUGGAGAAGAUGGUAAAAGCAUAGAGUCCCUCCAUCAAGAUUCUUGCCAAAUUACUAUCACAAAAGCCAGCAAAGACCAAGCUGAUGGAGGUCUCAGCAUUUCAUGUGAUCCUGCAAGUGUAGAUCUGCAAGGAGGUGGCUCCUUGUCCAAAGAGUUUUCCAUUACACCACAGAAGAAGAGUAUUUCCCUGCAAUCACUGGAGGCACUGAGAAGAGAAAGAGAAAUCAACAUGGAUCAUUCCUUCAUCCAACAGCUACGGAGAACAGACAUCAAUCUAUACGUGGUCACUGAAAUCCUCGAAGCCUCUGAGGAGACUGUCUACAAGGAAUCCACCAAGGCAGACGGGGGCUUCAAGGCCAAAUUUUAUGCCACACUCUGUGCAAAGGGCACCAGGGAGGACAAACAAACCAUAGUCAUACCCAAGGGCUGCACCCUGGCCUUCAGGACCAUCCCGCUACAUAUUAGAGAUGGAGCAUGGGAUCUGGACUAUUUCCCAGUAGAAGCGCUGAGAAGAGCAGCAUAUAUAGCUGAUGGUCCCUCACAAGGAAAAUUAGGAGUAGUGGCGAGUGAAGUUAAAUACUCCUGCAGAAAUUUCCCUGAUUUGUCUCCUGAUGUCCUGCUCAUUGUCUUCAACACCAUCAAAGCUGUGAUGAGAGACAAGAACCUCCUUCAAGAGCUCACACAGAAAAUGGAAGAUAUUCCUGAGCAAAAUGAUGGCUAUGAGCUGAAAACUGAGAGCCCACACUUAAAAGACCUGUUCAGCACCUUACAGCAUUCUCCAAGAGAUUGUCUACUUCAGGUGGCAGGAGGAAUCACUUAUGUCCUUGAUGCUUUGCAUGAGUUAAUGGACGAUCAGCUGCUGCUGCUUCUUGAAUCCUUGGAAAGGAAGAUUCUGUCCCAACAGCUGAAACUGGUUGAAAACCUGCUGAAACAUGACCUGGAUAAGGGGAAGAGUUUCCAUGUAGAUGCCAGGCUGCUCUCCUUCCCACACGAGGAGGAACUGAUGUUAACCAUGGAACUGGUGGAGCUGAGUGGAGUGCAGCUCCAGGAAGAUGGAUCAGCUGUCCCUAGGGAUCAACCCUUCGAGUCUGUGGCAGCCCUGUUUGUGGCCAUGUACGCCCUCAACCUCCUGAGUGGCUCCAAGUAGGACACACCAGGCCCUGCCCAGGAAACCCCUCUGCAAGGUGAUGGGAUAUCUCUGCUGACAAGAGAGUUUUCU